CCUGCUCUCCUCUACCUAACCUCACUCCGUACCGCGACAACAUGGAUGUCGACACGGCGAGUGACAAUACGUCCAUCGACGACAAGAUAGACGACUUUUGCGAAAAUCCCACGCGAGAUGCGUUAACGGAGGGUCUCAUGAGCCUUCUGAAACCCACGGUGGACCAACUGGAUGACCGAAUUCGUGCUACGAGGAUAUGCCAAAUUGAGCUGAAACAACGGAUUGAGUCGUUAACGGAGGAGCUUCAGAGGAUCAACGAGGCGUUGCAGUAUCCGAUGGACACAGACUCCUAUGUGAAAAAACUUGUUAACGCUAAGCACAAGAUCACCAUUGUUAGCAACAUUUUGCAAACCACGCAGGAGCGCUUAAACAAGGUGCAUCAGGCUGUCGAGAAGAGCACUGCCAAGCGAAAGACGCUCUUAGAUAAUAGUUGCGCGUACAGCGGCGCGUCUGUCGAAGCGGACAAAGAAGAGUCGUCUAAAGCGGAGACUGAUAAGCAGCAAUAAUUUCCAAUAUUUAUUAUUAAU
This is a messenger RNA of Vollenhovia emeryi, 527 nucleotides long. RefSeq names its product SNAPIN protein homolog (gene Snapin). Gene Ontology annotation, molecular function: SNARE binding. Gene Ontology annotation, biological process: lysosome organization; endosome to lysosome transport; synaptic vesicle exocytosis. The coding region runs from base 42 to 506 and encodes 154 amino acids. Gene Ontology annotation, cellular component: BORC complex; synaptic vesicle; BLOC-1 complex. The record is from RefSeq and is a predicted model, not a curated record. The transcript has 2 exons. Lineage: Eukaryota; Metazoa; Arthropoda; Insecta; Hymenoptera; Formicidae.